AGUCGGGCAAGACACGUGCGAUGCACAUGACAGGUAGAGCGAAACUCAUCGUCCGCAAAAAUCUUGGAUUUAGGUACCCGAUUUUAUCGCCGUUGUCUUUCAAUUCCUCGGAUCGCCGUCUGCCGAUUUUUUCCCGCUGCCACCAUCUCCCACCAGCCAAUCACCGUGAAGAUCUCUUUACUUCAAGUUCUUCAGAUCUAAGGUGACAUAAAUUUGAUUGAAUCGCUAUUUAUUCAAAGUAAUGGUUCGGGGGAGAGAUGCUUGUUGGGAACACUGUGUCCUCAUUGAUGCAGCUAAACAGAAGGUUAGAUGUAAUUAUUGUCAUCGAGAGUUCAGUGGAGGUGUUUAUAGGAUAAAAUUUCAUUUAGCUCAGAUCAGAAACAAGGAUAUAGUUCCAUGCUCUGAAGUUCCAGCUGAUGUGCGGGACCAUGUACAAGUUAUAUUAAGCAAUCCCAAGAGGCAGAGAACUCCUAAAAGACAGAAGGUGGAGCAGGUGGAAAAUGGACAUCAAAAUAGCUCUUCUGCGAGUGGUGGCGCCCUUCCCAAUCAUGGAUCUAGCGAACAGAAUGGCAGCGCUUGUCCAUCUUUGUUAUUUCCACAUUCUUCUCCAAGUGCUCCACCCGAACCAGAAUUAGAGGAUGCUCUAAAGCAAAAACAGGAUGACGCAGAUAAAAAAGUGGCUGCAUUUUUCUUCUAUAAUUCAAUCCCUUUUAAUGCUGCUAAAUCUACGUAUUAUCGGGAUAUGGUGGACGCUAUUGCUGAAUGUGGAGUCAGUUUUAAAGCACCAACUUUUGAAAAGUUGAGAUGUAACCUCUUGGAUAAAGUUAAAGGUGAUAUUCAUGAUCUGUACCAAAAAAUAAGAAAUGAAUGGAAGGAGACAGGUUGCACAAUCUUGUGCAAUUGCUGGUCUGAUGGUAGGACCAAAUCACUUGCAGCUUUUUCCGUUACAUGCCCUAAAGGAACGUUGUUUCUGAGGUCCAUUGAUGUCUCUGGCCAUGUUGAUGAUGCUCAUUAUUUAUUUGGGUUGCUAGAGUCCGCUGUCUUAGAAGUUGGUAUUGAAAAUGUUGUUCAAGUAAUGACAGAAAGUGAUUCUAGUUAUGCUUAUGCAGGAAAGCUUCUUAUGGACAAGUAUCCUUCAUUAUUCUGGUCGCCAUGUGCUUCAUAUUGCAUUACUAAGAUUUUGGAGGAUUUCAGUAAACUAGAAUGGUUUAGCAUGGUCUUGGAAGAGGCAAAUACUAUCACAAAAUUCUUGUACCGUAAUGAAUGGAUUCUUAAUAUGACGCGAAAGUUUACUGGUGGAAUGGAGUUGAUUAGACCUAAAAUUUCAAGGUAUUUAACUAAUUUUCUCUCCUUAAGAUCCCUCGUAAUACAAGAGGACAAUUUGAAGCACAUGUUCACCCAUGCCGAGUGGUUGUCAUCCAAUUUUAGUAGACGCCCUGAUGGCCAACUCAUCAAGUCAAUGUUGUUUGCAGAACGAUUCUGGAACUCUGCACGUGAAGCCGUUAGCAUAUCUGAACCACUAGUCAAAAUCCUCAGGAUAGUUGAUGGAGACAUGCCUGCUAUAGGCUAUGUGUACGAAGGCCUGGAGAGGGCAAAACUAACAAUCAAGACAUAUUAUAAAGGCAUUUCAGAGAAGUAUGUGCCUAUGUGGGAUAUAAUUGAUAGCAGAUGGAACAUACAGCUUCAUUCCCCUUUACAUGCAGCUGCAGCGUUUCUUAAUCCUUCGAUUUUCUAUAGCCUCAGCUUUAAGGUUGAUUCGAGAAUGCGGAAUGGUUUUCAAGAAGCUAUGAUGAAAAUGGCAAUUGAUGAUAAAGAUAGAAUAGAAAUAACUAAAGAACAUCCGGUGUACAUAAAUGCUCAUGGUGCUCUGGGGACUGAAUUUGCGGUGAAGGGGAGAACAUUAAAUGCCCCAGGUGACUGGUGGGCAGCAUAUGGGUAUGAAAUCCCAACAUUGCAGAGAUCUGCAGUACGGAUACUAAGCCAACCUUGUAGUUCUCACUGGUGUAGAUGGAAUUGGAGCACUUUUGAAUUCAUUCAUAGUAAGAGACGCAGCAGAGCAGAGCUUGAUAAACUAAAUGAUCUGGUGUUUGUCCAUUGCAAUCUCUGGUUACAAGCAAUUGUCAAGACUAGAAAUAUGCAAUAUAAGUCAAUCAAUUUUGAUCAAAUAGAUGUGAUUUCAGAAUGGCCCACUGAAUCUGAGACUUCAUCCCCUCUCUUGGAUGAUUCGUGGCUGGACAAUCUACCUUCCGAGUGCGGCCCUAGCUAUUGAGUUUGUACACUUAAAAGAGAUGAUAUGCUGCCAUAGGAAAUACCUUACAGUAAGUUAAAAUUACGUUACCAAUUUAGACUUGUAACAUUUUCCAAUCAAUAACGUUGAUAUUUCUCAAUACAAGGCUUUGAAUCCCAUGUUGUGGGAAAUGGAGGAUCCCUACUCGCAAAGGAUCCAGUCCCUGUUCCAAAUUAUCUGCGCUUUAUGACUCAGUGUUGCAUGAUUCUUUAAA
This is a messenger RNA of Olea europaea var. sylvestris, 2501 nucleotides long. RefSeq lists its product as uncharacterized. Lineage: Eukaryota; Viridiplantae; Streptophyta; Magnoliopsida; Lamiales; Oleaceae. The transcript is spliced from 3 exons. The record is from RefSeq and is a predicted model, not a curated record. Gene Ontology annotation, molecular function: protein dimerization activity; DNA binding. Bases 242 to 2269 code for a protein of 675 amino acids.